Messenger RNA from Chaetomium strumarium, 3208 nucleotides. RefSeq lists its product as uncharacterized. Gene Ontology annotation, molecular function: dolichol kinase activity. Gene Ontology annotation, biological process: dolichyl monophosphate biosynthetic process. Gene Ontology annotation, cellular component: endoplasmic reticulum membrane. The transcript is spliced from 2 exons. The record is from RefSeq and is a predicted model, not a curated record. The coding region runs from base 199 to 2964 and encodes 921 amino acids. NCBI's taxonomy places the organism in Eukaryota, Fungi, Ascomycota, Sordariomycetes, Sordariales, Chaetomiaceae.
AGGUACACAGUUGUCGAAUGUCGAGGCACGAAUUGCAUGUGACUGUGGAAUGGAACGCAACAUUCACCAGCAUGCCGGAUCUUGCGCCUGCAUACCGGGUUGCAAGUUUGGCGGCCUUCAGAUAGGUUGUUCCAAACGAGUGAGAACACACCUGGCACAUGUCGCGCCAUAACACCGUUCAGCCGCUAGAGCCCCUCGAUGGCCAUGCCUGAGCAUCUCCAACCACCACCGCCCACAGUGACGAUUGGCCCCGCCAGCCAUGAAGAGGACCACGACAGCUUGAGGAAACUGUCUCGCUCGCCGCAUCCUUACCACCGCCUACACUCCGAACUUCUCGAACCCUCCGGCCGUCUGCCUCGUAAUAGGCCGUACUCAAGCGUCGCAUCAUCAACCCACUCGCUUCCCUCGUUCGCGAGAGAGUCCCCGCUUCCCACCAGCGAGAGCGGCACCGACGCCGACGAUGAGCACUUCCUCAAGGGUCUUCCUGCGCCGAAAGCCAGGCUGCACAAAGGGCUGAGGGGGAGGAACGAACCGCUGUCCGGAACAUCAACGCCGGCGCUCUCACCAGGUGUUUUGGAAGAGGAGGGUCGGAAAACGCCAUAUCUAACUCCCGGCCAUGGCCGAUACGGGCGUGACAAGAGGGGCGCAGCGGAGGGGGCGCGCCGCCGCAGGGAGGUUCUCAGAAGAGUAGUGGAAGUGCUUCUCCUCGUAUGGCAGGUGGCAAUGGUUGCUUCGAAGCCCGAUGUGCGGCCGUAUCUGCACAUUUAUAAAAAAGCGCUGUUGGCCGUGAGCACGACCUUCUUCUGCCUGAUCGCGGCAUACCCUUUGAGAUUGGCUGCUUGGGCAUAUCGCCAGGGAAAGCCUUCUAAGCCCAUACCGAUCCGGAUCCCAGCCGCGUUUGAUCCGGCGCCGCUCCUCUACCCUCCUCUAAUACCGGUCUUCGUGUCCCUCUUGGUUUCCCGGCAUGUCCAGGGUGGAGUGCUGCCCAGUCUCGUUCUCAGCAUAUGCGCCCUACCAAGACAACUAGUUCCUGGUGCCCGUUACUGGGAGUACGUGAGCUGCACACAUUGGCUGCUGUCAUGCAUACCCUUUGCAUGGGACGGGUUUCCAUCCACCACACAUCCCUUCCGAGAGGACGAAGUUACGGGCGAGGUCCUAGUCUUGCUCUAUCCGUUACAUCAAACGCUCUGCCUGGUUCUUCACUACCUCACAACAACGAGCCUUCUGGUUUCGGAACUUCAGCUGCUUUCAGUAGGGCUCAUCAGCCUUCUACUCCUGGCCCGCUCUCCCCAAGCCGUUAUCUUGAAGGCGGUCCUGUGGGGAGGUGGCCUCGGUGUCACUGUAUUUUGUGGCCAAGUGAUACAACGAGGCAUCGCCCUAGCUCGCGUACCGAAAUGGCGAUUUAGGCGCGCCACUCCUUCAGCGAGGAGUGAGUCUGGAUUCCCGCUUUUACGGGGGAUCUCCUCGCUUUUUUCGCGGCGCUCCGGCUUAGGGAUAGGCUACGGUGGCACUCUUUCCGACUCGGACCACUCUGCCGAUACGUGUCUCGGUGUCUCUGCGUGUACACCACCACUGAAGGCCGUGCAAGCAGACGCCAUGAGCGAUACCGAAGACGCACCCACGGCACUCGAGAAAGCGGUCACCCUCCAGUCUUCCUGGGAGCCACCACAGCAGGGCACCCCCCGUAGGCACACCCUGCCUGCUCCCAGCAAGCUGGCCGGUCGUGCCAAGUCUACCACCCCGUCCGGCCGCCGCAAGCGCGCCACCUCCUCCAGCGUUCGCGCUUUCUUUUCGCUCACCCAGACCCAAGCGGCCAUCCACAAGUGGCUCUACGCCUGCUACGUCUACGUGUGCAUCCUCCUAAUCAUCUUGGUGGGUGUCAGAGUCUACGUUCAACACUAUGCGCUCUUCGACCACGAACCAGUCGGCUGGGCCCUUGGCUAUCUCUUCGGCGACAUCCCACAGUUCCGAUUCCAAGUCGUCAAAGCCAACCUCGAGCGAUGGAUCUGCCUCCCGCCGCGUCCCGGAGGGUCUGAACCCUGCCCCCUCGGUGACGGGUGCGGCAGCGGGUGGGUGCAGCACACGCGCCUCGCCUCCCUCGGCCUGUCCAACACGCGGCUGUUUCUCUCGGCCUACUGGCUCGGCAUCAUUGUCACGGGGCUGGCCAUCGUCUUCCGCCUCUCGCCCGUCUACGAGGUCGACACCCGCCGGAAGGUGUUCCACUUCAUGAUGGUCGCCAUGUUCCUACCCACCAUCUACGUCGACCCUUGCUAUGUCGCCCUCGCCCUCGCCCUCAUGCUGGCCAUCUUCCUACUACUAGACCUACUCCGCGCCAGCCAACUACCGCCGCUGUCCAAACCCAUCGCGCGCUUCCUCACGCCUUACGUCGACGGCAGGGAUCUGCGGGGCCCCGUCGUAAUUUCGCACAUCUUCUUGCUCAUUGGCUGCGCCAUACCGCUCUGGCUGGGUCUGGCCUCGUUGCCUCGCGACGGCAGCGGGCCGCUGAAGGGCUGGGACGUCCCGACGCGGGAGGUGAGCAUGGUCUCGGGCGUGGUGUGUGUCGGACUCGGGGACGCGGCCGCGUCGCUGGUCGGCCGGAGGUGGGGACAUCGGAAGUGGAUCUGGGGCGGCGGGAAGAGCAUCGAGGGGAGUCUGGCGUUCGCCGUGGCCGUUUUUGCGGGCCUGAUGAGCGCUGCCGUGUGGUUGAGGCUGGGUGGGUGGGAGGUUACGACGACGAUGACGCCGACCGGGAGUCAAGGGUUUGCUCCUUCUGCGUCCGGGAUGGAUGCUCUGAUGAGUGUGUUGGACCUGGCCAGUCUGUGGCCGUGGCUGUGGGAGGAGGCGCCCAAGUCGGCGGUCUGUGCUUCGCUGGCGUCGCUGACGGAGGCGGUGCUGACGGGCGGUAAUGAUAAUGUGGUGGUGCCGGUGGUGCUCUGGGGUUGUGUGAAGAGCUUGGGGGUCUAGGAUUAGAUAAAAAGGGCGUUGUGAUGCGGUCUUGAUGACGGUUUAGAAAAGCUGUGGGAAGGCGUCUAGCUUGGACGCUUGUUGAAUGACCGUGUAUGUACGUAUUGAUAAUAUUACUACCCGGAGUCGUGGUCUAGAACAGAAGGCUAUUGUUACGAAAUAAGUGGAAGGGCUGUUACCACGCGCUUCUCUUAAGGGGCUCUGUCUUACAACGUCCUGUCUCAAUACACAAACCACAGGUGUG